AUGGCCGCACGGCAAGACUCUCCAUUUGACGGCAAGGAGAACCUACAGAAUGGACAUGCCAAUUGUGUCUACCAGUCGCAGGACGGUUUCUUGAAAUACCAGGAAAGUCUUGCUGCCAACGGUAGCGCACAUGAGUGCGCCACGAAGAAGAGGAAGGGGAAGGGCGAGACCCUCAUGGGCACGCUCUGCGCCUGGGUUGUAGAACAUCAGAUAGGCCUCUCAAUCAACCUCGUUCUACUCCUCGCCCUAACACACCUCUGCUUCCCUCGCGCGCGACGACGUACCCAAAAGUUCUUCACCUUAUCCUACCACGAUCCGUCCACCGGCCAAUACACGCAAGGUUGGGACGAUCUGUCGCUUGUGUCGUUCUGGAUCGUCAUCUUUACAGGCCUCCGCGCCGCGGUUAUGGACUACAUCCUGAAGCCAUAUGCGAGAUGGGGCGGCGUCGACAAGCCGAAGGCAAGAGUCAGGUUCGCCGAGCAGGCUUGGCUGUUUCUAUACUACUCCAUCUUCUGGACGUUAGGCAUGUACAUAAUGUACAACUCUCCAUACUGGUUCAAUCUGCGCGAGAUGUGGACCCACUUUCCAACGCGCGGCAUGAGCGGCUUACUCAAGUGGUAUUACCUUGUCCAGUUCGCCUUCUGGCUGCAGCAAAUCGUCGUGGUCAACAUCGAGGAGCGGCGGAAAGACUACGCGCAGAUGUUUACGCAUCAUAUCGUUACGAGCGCUCUCAUGUUUAUGAGCUACGGGUUCUACCAGACAAAAGUCGGAAAUGUGAUACUGUGCAUCAUGGAUGUCGUGGAUAUCAUCCUACCGGCCGCAAAGAUGCUCAAAUAUCUCAGCUAUUCCACCGCCUGCGACAUCGCUUUCGGCGUCUUCAUGAUCACCUGGUUCGUCGCGCGCCACGUCUUCUACCUCCUCGUCUGCUGGUCCAUCCACACCGACGUUCCGGCCACCAUGCCAUCCGGUUGCUACUCCUCUCUUACCGGCGAGAAGCUCUCCUCCGACGGCGGCUCCGACGUUCUGCGCCACGUGCUGCAGCCCUUCCGCGACCCCGGUGGCGAAACCUGCUUCAACGAGAACAUCCGAUGGGCGUUCCUGGGACUGCUGCUAGCGCUACAAGUCAUCACGCUUAUCUGGUUCGGGAUGAUCGUCCGGGUCGCGUACAAGGUCCUCAAGGGAUCUAGCGCCGACGACUCGAGGAGCGACGACGAGGGCGAGGCGUCCGAGGACGAGAUCGAGGAGCUUGAGGUCGAUCAUCCUACUUCUGCCUCGGUGCAGCUGAAGUACGCCCAACCGCUCGAAGAGGAGGUCGGGGUGGAGGAGCUGCAUUUUGCGAGGAGGAUGAGUCCGUCGACGAGGCUGUAUAGGCGAAGCUCGGGACGAGCGAGCGGAAUCAGUAUUACUGGCCACAGUGACAGGAAGGAGUUGUUGGGGCGUAUCGGAUGUGAUAAGCCGUCUUGA
Coniosporium apollinis CBS 100218 is the source of this 1464-nucleotide messenger RNA. RefSeq lists its product as uncharacterized. Lineage: Eukaryota; Fungi; Ascomycota; Dothideomycetes. Gene Ontology annotation, cellular component: membrane. Gene Ontology annotation, biological process: ceramide biosynthetic process. Gene Ontology annotation, molecular function: sphingosine N-acyltransferase activity. The record is from RefSeq and is a predicted model, not a curated record. Bases 1 to 1464 code for a protein of 487 amino acids. The transcript has 4 exons.